GUUGUCAUUUCGACUGCUUUGUUGUUAUUCUUUCAAUACCCACGAAAGGCUGGCCCCCAGCUUUGAGCCUUAUAGUCGUUUGUUAAAUUGAGCAUUUUUUAAUUGAACUGCUAGUUGAACAACGUUCGUCAAAACCACCACCACUGGAGUAAUGCCGUCCGUUUAUUUGGGUGUGCAUUUGCCGUUCAAGCCGUACCACAAGCUAAAGGUGGAAAAUGUCGACCUUAGCGGGCGAACAGAAACGCUACGUUCCGAGGCGGCCAAAUUAAUAAAAGACGACGUUUCGGCGGAUGAUUUUGAAUUGAUCUACUGUGGCAAUCUGCUGAAAACCGACGACAUACUGCAGAACAAAGGCGUCAGCGAUGGUUCGAUGAUACACGUCAUACAGAAACGUCGCGAAAAGGAUGCAUCCAACGAGCAGAAGAGCGAGGAAAAGGAACUUACCGAAGCGGAAGUGCAGGCAGUCCUUUCCGUGUGGCGCACGGUCGACUCGUCCAACUUCCAGAAGGUGCGCCAGCCCGAGUUCAUGAAGAACGUUCUCGAUGCGUAUCCGGCGAUACGGCGCAAUCUCUUCGUACUGUCGCUACUGAAGGAUCCGAUACUGCUCUCCUCGAUGCAGCAACCGGAAACGAUUCGUCGCGUUGCACCGAAACAUCCCAUACUGCUCGAAGCAUCACGCACCAUCGUACAGCUGCUCAACUCCAAAAUGAUCUCGAAGGUGGCCAACUGCCAUCUAUCCGCACCGCUCGACAGUGCCCUGGAUGAUCCGCUGUCGGAUUCGUCGUCGAGCGAUGAUAACACCGUAUCGCCGACUACCUCAGCCGCUCCGAACACAAUUCGCCGCAUAACGGCCGACAAUCUUGCGUCCGCCCUAGCGUUCGCUGGCUCACGCAGCUCGUACAAUUCACUGUCAAACAUCUCGCAGCGCGAUGCGGACAAUCGGGCCAACCAGCAGGAUGGCACGGCAGCCGACGGGUCAACCGUUGCCGGUACGGCCGACACAAACCUCCCUUCAACUUCCUCAGCCACCAGUGGUCAACCUACCACAUCGGCUACCAAUGCUGCCUCCGGACGGAUUACGUCCAGCAUGCUGCUCGAUGCAAUUUCGAUGAUGUUUGAACAGCAGCGAGGCGAACUGGCGUCCGGAUCCGGAGGCACUUCGGCCAGUGGUACCACCGCCACUGCCACCGGUCAACCUUCCACAGCCGACCCGACAGUCGAACCGAUGGACACGAGCCCGGCAACAGCUAGCACCGUCCCAGCCGCUCCGGAACCGAUGGGACACGAUCUUGGGGCGCAGACGUUAUCCCAGCACUCAACACUGGCCGCUAGCAUUGGCCAGUACCGACGGGAGCUGGACACGAUGCGCGAAAUGGGACUGACCGACACGGAAACGAACCUGCAGGCACUGAUCGUAUGCAACGGGAAUGUCGAAUCGGCCGUGAAUCUCGUGUUCGGUGGCAUGAGCAAUUGAAGAUUGCAGGCAGGCAGGGCAAGGCUUAGUUGUAGGAGCGAUGUAUUUAAUGUAACAAAUCGUGAGAGAUUAACGCCGGAUACGAACGGAAAACACCGACACCUCCAGAUGGUGGUGUAAUUUACGCAAUGAUGCUUGUAACAUAAACAAAAAAGAGUAAAUAAAUGAUUUUGAACUAAAAAAGCAAUCAAAUCAA
Messenger RNA from Anopheles stephensi (Asian malaria mosquito), 1670 nucleotides. RefSeq names its product ubiquitin-like protein 7. The record is from RefSeq and is a predicted model, not a curated record. Gene Ontology annotation, biological process: ubiquitin-dependent protein catabolic process. Gene Ontology annotation, molecular function: polyubiquitin modification-dependent protein binding. The transcript has 2 exons. Gene Ontology annotation, cellular component: cytosol. NCBI's taxonomy places the organism in Eukaryota, Metazoa, Arthropoda, Insecta, Diptera, Culicidae. Bases 152 to 1474 code for a protein of 440 amino acids.